UCGGGCAGCGCGGACACCGGACCCGGACCCCGGGGCGGCCUCCGCAGCGCGGCGGUCCCGGCCCACACCGUCAGGUGCCGAGCGUGCGGCCCACGGGCCGAGGGAGCGCUGCCCACCGAGCCGGGUGCGGUGAGCGCGGGGCCGGGCGGCCGCUGCGGUCCUGUCUCCCCGAGCUCGCCGAGCUGUCCCUGUGGACUCCGUCAGGCUCCGGCGUCCUUCCCGGGUGCGACCCUGCGAGGCGGCCGCGAAAUCGGAGUAAUUCCGGACCUCCACCACUUUCCUUCAGCCCCGAGCUUGGAGAGGUUUGCCGCGAAAACGAAAGUAAAUAAUUCCCGGGGCACAGCUCUGAGGUGAAGAAAAGGUGGUGUGUUUUUGAGCAUUCUGCGCAUCGGCAGGAAACCAGACAUGUCUUUGGAUGACAUUAAGAUGAAAUCCAGUGACUUCCUGGAUACGGAGCACCUAGACAGCGGGGGCUUCGGGAAGGUGUCCUUGUGUUUGCACAGAUCCCAUGGGCUCGUCAUACUGAAGAAGGUGUACACGGGGCCUAAGCGAACAGAGUACAACGAGUCCCUCCUUGAGGAGGGCAAGAUGAUGCAUAGACUGAGACACGAGCGGGUGGUGAAGCUGCUGGGCAUCAUCAUAGAGGAGGGGAACUACUCCCUGGUGAUGGAGUACAUGGAGAAGGGCAACCUGAUGCACGUGCUGAAGGCCGAGAUCAGCAUCCCCCUUUCUGUAAAAGGAAGGAUAAUUAUGGAGACCAUUGAAGGAAUGUGCUAUUUACAUCGAGAAGGUGUAAUACACAAGGACCUAAAGCCUGAAAAUAUCCUGGUGGAUGACAACUUUCACAUUAAGAUAGCUGACCUUGGCGUUGCAUCCUUUAAGACGUGGAGUAAGUUGACUAAAGAGGAACACAAUGAGCAGAGGAAAGCAGACAGUCUCUCUAAGAAAAACGGUGGCACCCUCUACUACAUGGCGCCCGAGCACCUGAAUGACAUCAACGCCAGGCCCUCGGAGAAGUCGGACGUGUACAGCUUUGCCAUAGUACUGUGGGCAAUAUUUGCAAACAAGGAGCCAUAUGAAAAUGCUAUCUGUGAGCAGCAGCUGAUCAUAUGUAUUAAAUCUGGGAAUAGGCCACAUGUGGACGACAUCAUUGAGUUCUGCCCAAAGGAGAUUAUCAGCCUCAUGAAGCAGUGCUGGGAGGCGGACCCGGGAGUGCGGCCAACAUUUCCUGGCAUUGAAGAAAUAUUUAGGCCUUUUUAUUUACAUAAUUUAGAAGACGAUGUAGAAGAGGACGUGAAGAGUUUAAAGAAAGAGUAUCCUAGCCAAAAUGAAGUUGUGAAGAGAAUGCAGUCUCUCCAAAUAGAUUGUGUAGCAGUGCCUCCAAGCAGGUCAAAUUCAGCCAUAGAUCAGCCCAGUUCGCUGCACAGUUCACAGGGACUCAGGAUGGGUCCUGUGGAGGAGUCCUGGUUUGCUCCCUCCCCAGACUACCAGCCGGAGGAGAAUGAGUACAGCCUGCAGAACAAACUCCAGGAGGAAGCCAACUACCAUCUUUUUGGCAGCCGCAUGGACAAGCAAACAAAACAGCAACCCAGACAGGGUGUGGCUUACAACCGAGAGGAGGAAAGGAGACGAAGGGUCUCCCAUGACCCUUUUGCACAGCCAAGACCUUAUGAGGCUGUUCAAAACCCAGGGGUGAAAGGCCUUGCUUCUUCCAACACAGCCAGUCCUGGGAGUGCAGUGCACCAACCCACUGGACUGACCUGCCAAUCCCCAGGACUCCACUGGACUCCAUAUAACCCGUAUGAUUUUAGAGCAAGACCUUUGGGCGCGGGAACAGGAGGUUCCAGAUUUUGGUCUGGGCCAGAUGCAAACCAGAUGCCAGGCCUGCAUAAAACUCCAGUGCCUGAGACCACCCUGCUGGGAAACACUCCCACCAUCCCAUUCAUCUCCCUGACGUCAAGAGAUGAGACUGCAAAAUGUGCCAUAUACAACAGUGCUGGCGUUCAGAUUGGAGACAAUAAUCGUAUGGAGGUUGGAGUGAACUUGCCAUUACUGGAUAGCACAUAUGUGAACUGGAAAGAGCCAGCCUCUAAGUACCAAUAUAUCUUUGAUAAUACCACUAGUCUGACUGAUAAACACCUGGACCCAGUCAGGGAAAAUCUGGGAAGGACCUGGAAAAAUUGUGCCCGUAAACUGGGCUUCACCGAAUCUCAGAUUGAUGAAAUUGACCAUGACUAUGAGAGAGAUGGAUUAAAAGAGAAAGUUUACCAGAUGCUCCAGAAGUGGCUGAUGAGGGAAGGCAGUAAGGGGGCCACCGUGGGAAAGCUGGCCUGGGCGCUCUACCAGUGCUCACGCAUAGACCUUCUGAACUUUUUGGGGACUAUCAGCCAGAACUAACUAGAAGCAGCAUGAAGUCAUCUCCUCACUUAGUGGGUGAGCCACUGAGAGUGGGCUGCCUCACCGAUCUGGGUUCUGUGUCUACACAAAAACCAUUUCCUGCAUUUCAUAACUGGAAAUGGGAAAGAAACCUACAGCAAACAACACGCUAAACUGAACGCCUGAGCUUUGAUGAAAAAAGAGCCUUGUCCUGGCUGGUUUGGCUCGGCCUGCAGACUGAAGGCUCCCAGUUUGAUUCCAGUCAAGUGGCAUGUACCUCGGUUGCAGGAUCCUCCCCUGCCCGGGCCCUGGUCAGGGUGCGAGCAGGAGGCAACCAAUCGAUGUGUUUCUCUCACAUUGGUAUUUCUCUCGGUCUUUCCCUCUCUCUUCCACUCUCUCUAAAAAUCAAUGCAAAAAUAUCCUCAGGUGAAGAUUAAAAAAAUAAAAGAAAAAAAGAAGUCUGAUGGGUUUUGAAAGGGAAAACAGAAACAUUUUAGGAAGAUCAUUUUCUUUCACUUUAUCCCAUAACCUCCAGUUAUGCUAAAAAAAAAAAUUCGGAGAAUGUAAACUAAACCAACUUUCUUAUUUUGUGCUCUUUUCUCCACAUAGGCUCCUAUUAUAAACAAAGUACAGAAAAAAAGUCGCUAACUUUUCUUCAAAUAGAUUUUUUUGGUAUCACUACCACAGUUCAUUCCAGUUAUAGGGUCUGUUAACAUCAGUAUCAAAUGCUAUAUCAGUCACUACAAGCUUCAAGAAUUGCAUGCAGCCAAAACCGGUUUGGCUCUGUGGAUAGAGCAUCGGUCUGUGGACUGAAAGGUCCCAGGUUCGAUUCCGGUCAAGGGCAUGUACAUUGGUUGCGGGCACAUCCCCAGUAGGGGGCGUGCAGGAGGCAGCUGGUCGAUGUUUCUCCCUCAUCGAUGUUUCUAGCUUUCUAUCCCUCUCCCUUCCUCUCUGUAAAAAAUCAAUAAAAAAAAAAAAAAAAAGAAUUGCAUGCAAUAUCCACUCCAUAAAUUAACUGAAGGGAUUUUAAGGUGUACUAAGAAGGGGGGAAAUAUAGAUCAUCACAAUUUCCCAGGCAGUUGUUGCAAGAAAUUGCUAUGAAUUAUGACAACUACAAAAAUUCUUGAUUAAGUUUUUAGGUUCUUUCUUAGCAUCCUGGCACUUUAGGCACUUUCCCAACCUGUAUGCCCUGAGGAGGCGGCAGGCUAUGACGGGAGCCUCAGGGCUGAUGACUGUUGAAUAGCUCCCCAGUUUAUCCCGGUUCAGUGUGGUCAGUCUGGCUGUCAGGACAGAUUCUAGGGUCUGGUGAGGGUACAUAUGUAUUGUUGGUUCUGAUUCUAAAUCUCCCCCAGCAGUUUUACACACACACACACACACACACACACACACACACACACACACACACCUGUAAAGCAGAAUUUCUCCAUCCCAGCACCACUGGCAUCUUGGGCCGGAUCACUCUUUGCUGUAGGGGACUGUCCUGUGCAUUGUACGAUGUUUGGGAACAACCCUGGUCUCCACCCACUAGAUGCCAAUAGCCCUGUUCUCCCCCUCCUCCCCUCCUCAGUUGUGACACAGAUGUCUCUGGACAGUGCCAGGUGUUCCCUGGAAGGGCUAAAGCACUCCUGUUGAGAAGAGCAUGUGAUAAAGUUGUGAACCUCAGUUUUCUCACCACACAUUUGCAGGCUCACUACUUAGUUGCCGCCCAGCACUGAUCACAAAGACCAAAAGGAAAACGAGGGGAAAGGUCCCAGGCUUUGCGAGUGGGGCUGGGUGAGUUCUUUUCUAAAUGUGUCCCUGUACCUCUAUUUUAACAGUGUUGUAAAAUCUUCAGCUUCCAAGGUGAUCGAAUGAUUAUUGAUAAGAGGCAAAAGUGGAAAGUAUUUUAAUUGACUUUUUAAAAAUAAAAUUUUGUACAUUAAAUGUAA
This is a messenger RNA of Eptesicus fuscus (big brown bat), 4304 nucleotides long. It is a transcript of the gene RIPK1, whose product is annotated as receptor interacting serine/threonine kinase 1. Gene Ontology annotation, biological process: protein phosphorylation; signal transduction. Gene Ontology annotation, molecular function: protein binding; ATP binding; JUN kinase kinase kinase activity. The record is from RefSeq and is a predicted model, not a curated record. NCBI's taxonomy places the organism in Eukaryota, Metazoa, Chordata, Mammalia, Chiroptera, Vespertilionidae. The coding region runs from base 406 to 2397 and encodes 663 amino acids. The transcript has 11 exons.